AGGGAUAAACCUACCUCUUUCGUCAUCUUCUUCUUCACGCCGUCUCCUCCUCCGUUUCAGCAGCUUGUUGCCGCCGCCGUCGUCUCUCUUCUGUUGCUGCCACCGCCGCCACUCUCCUGUCGCUGCCGCUCGGUUCUGCACUGAUUUUCUACUCUUGUUGUUGCUGAGGGCAUGGAGAUCGACAAAGCAAUCAGAAAUUGUAACGAUCGAAGGCUUAAGACCAAGUACAAUAAUGCAAUCUAUGUUGUCAAGAGAGCUUUGGCUUUGUAUUCCAGGACUGAAGAGGUCGCCUUCAGUUUCAAUGGUGGAAAAGAUUCGACUGUUUUACUGCACAUUCUUCGAGCUGCCUUUUUCCUGCACAAGGAGGAAGAAGGAUGUUCUGUUGAUGGACUCGAGAAAUUUCCUAUUCGAAUAAUAUAUUUUGAAAGUCCUUCUGCUUUCCCUGAAAUUAACUCAUUUACUUAUGAUAUGGCAACUAAUUAUGGCUUGGUAAUGGAUAUCAUCCAGACAGAUUUCAAAUCUGGCUUGGAGGCUCUAUUAAAAAAUAGACCGAUCAGAGCUAUUUUCCUGGGUGUUCGCAUUGGGGAUCCUACUGCGGUUGGCCAAGAACAGUUUUCCCCUAGUUCACCUGGAUGGCCACCAUUUAUGAGAGUGAAUCCUAUUUUGGAUUGGUCGUAUAGAGAUGUAUGGGCAUUCAUAUUAACUUGCAAGGUCCAGUACUGCAGUCUUUAUGAUCAAGGAUAUACUUCAAUUGGGAGUAUACAUGAUACACUUCCAAAUGCGUUGUUGUGCAUUAGUAAUUCCUCUGGAAGCAAGGAAAAAUUUAGACCCGCAUACUUGCUUUCAGAUGGAAGAUCUGAACGAGCUGGGCGUGCAAAAAGGUUUUCACCUUCCGUGCCAAAUCCUAAAAGUAAUGGUGCGAGCAAUAUGGAUUUACAGAAACAAAGCAUGCUCACUGCUUCGGUCAUAGGUGUUGGAGAUGAAAUCCUCUUCGGCACUGUUAAGGAUCAAUUGGGACUCUCACUGCGUAGAAAGGUGCAUUCUAUUGGUUGGUCUAUAUCACAUACUUCUAUAGUUCGGAAUGAUAUAGAUUCCGUUGCUGAAGAAGUGGAGUUACGAAGGUCAUCCAAUGAGAUGGUGUUCAUAUAUGGAGGAGUAGGUCCAUUGUUUUCGGAUGCAACUUUAGGAGGUAUUGCGAAGGCAUUUGGCGUUCGACUGGCUCCUGAUGAAGAGUUUGAAGAAUACCUCAGACAUCUUAUAGGGGAGCAUUGUACUGGUGAUCGAAAUGAGAUGGCUCAAUUGCCUGAAGGGAUCACCGAAUUAUUGCAUCACGAAAAGUUGUCGGUCCUGUUGAUCAAGUGUCACAACGUCAUAGUUCUUACUGCAACAAACAUAAUGGAACUGGAUUUGCAGUGGGAUUGUUUGAUUGAAUUGACGAGAACUGGUGACCUCUUCCCCUUACUGGAACCAUAUAAAUCCAAGCACUUGACCACAAAACUUUCAGAUGUAGAAAUUGCUCCAUCUCUGGCUAAACUAUGUCUUGAAUUCCCAGAUUUACACAUUGGAUGUUAUCGAGAAUCGAGAUCUGGGCCAAUUAUUAUAAGUUUCCGAGGGAAGAAUGAAGAAAGAAACCAGUUAGCUACAGAAGCCUUGAGCAAGAAGUUCCAACCCGGGGCAUUCUCUGAAAUCAACUUACAGUCUCCAGAAACCUGAAGGCUAAAAUUUUGAAAGCUGCAAUCAAGCAAAUAGCAGCAGGCAUUACCAAUAUCGCACAGGAAACCAGAAGCAAACAAAGGUUUAAUGUGUAAGCGGAAUGAAGUUGACUAGGAUUUCGAAAACUGGAAGGAGAGAAGAUCAACGAAGAGCUCGGGAUCGUGACCGUGCAAAGUCAUGGAAGACGAAGGAACUAUCCAAUUUACAGCCAUUGACUUAUAUGAUAAAAAUGGCAACUCAUUAUUAUUUUCUGGGCAGGAGGGAAUGUAAAACAGCCCAAUAUUGGAGUUUGAAUGAUGUUACUAUCAUCCUAUGAUUUGUUCCAACAUACAAAAUAAUUUUUUAUGGGUUAAAAAUUUGAACUUUUGA
Molecule: messenger RNA, 2082 nt
Organism: Cucurbita maxima (winter squash)
Lineage: Eukaryota; Viridiplantae; Streptophyta; Magnoliopsida; Cucurbitales; Cucurbitaceae
Product: FAD synthase-like
Exons: 17
Coding region: 172-1713 (513 amino acids)
Biological process (GO): FAD biosynthetic process
Molecular function (GO): FMN adenylyltransferase activity
Source: RefSeq, a predicted model, not a curated record